Molecule: messenger RNA, 1032 nt
Organism: Colletotrichum chrysophilum
Lineage: Eukaryota; Fungi; Ascomycota; Sordariomycetes; Glomerellales; Glomerellaceae
Exons: 1
Coding region: 1-1032 (343 amino acids)
Source: RefSeq, a predicted model, not a curated record
AUGCCUCGUCUCGCGACACUCACUGCGAUUUUCGCUGUUUUCAUUUCCAUCAUCUUCAACGCACAACUCAAGAGCUUCAUCACAGACCUGACAGCCCCACUUCUCAAGACCAACACCACCACCAACAUCGCAUCUCCAGAGCCAGAGUCUAUGCUCAACGCAGUCAAGAACACAAUGUCCAAGACCCUCCACCACGCAAAGAUCACGCCGCACCGGAGCGGCACCCGCGGCCACUCUGACCACGGGUGGCUCAACACCUACCACAGCUUCUCCUUCGCCGACUGGUACGACCCGCGCUUCAACAACUUCGGCGCCCUGCGCGUGCUCAACGAGGACCGCGUCAAGGCCAACAGCGGCUUCCCGACGCACCCGCACCGCGACUUUGAGAUCUUCAGCUACAUCCUCUCGGGCGAGCUGACGCACCGCGACUCCAUGCUGCAGAAGGGCAGCGAGGGCGCCCAGAGCGACAAGUUCUACCGCAUGCACCGCGGCGACGUCCAGUUCACCACCGGCGGCACCGGCAUCGCGCACUCCGAGAUGAACGAGCACGGCCGCGACACGGUGCACUUCCUGCAGAUCUGGGCCAUCCCGUGGAAGCGCGGGCUGCCGCCGACCUACCACACCCGCCACUUCGCCGAGGAGGAGAAGCGCAAGGGCUUUGUGAAGAUCCUCUCGCCGCUGAAGGCCGGCCCGGAGGCCACGCUUGCGGAGGAGAAGGCGGCGGAGCCGUCUAUCCCGGACACCAUCCCGAUCCACGCCGACUUCGUCAUGGGCGCGGGUAUCAUUGAGCCCAACAAGGCUUUUGAGUGGAACGUCGGUGCCAAGGUCACGCAGCAGACGAAGCGCAAGGUAUUUGUUCAUUUGCCGAUGACCAAGGGCGGCAAGGCCAAGAUCCGCAUCGACGGCCGCGAUGACGCCGUUUUGUCGGAGGGCGACGGCGCAUUCGUGGAUGCGGUCAAUGCAGGCGACAAGUUGAAUGUGGAGAGCAUUGGAGAGGCCGACGCCGAGGUUGUUGUUUUGGAUACAGCGUAG